This is a messenger RNA of Sabethes cyaneus, 598 nucleotides long. RefSeq lists its product as uncharacterized. Bases 17 to 484 code for a protein of 155 amino acids. The record is from RefSeq and is a predicted model, not a curated record. Lineage: Eukaryota; Metazoa; Arthropoda; Insecta; Diptera; Culicidae. The transcript has 2 exons.
AAUACUUUUCCCAGCGAUGAAUUCGUUUACAAUUUUGUGGUCUUUUUUGGUGCUACUUGUAGCGGUGCAAGGCAAAUACUCCAAAUUGCGUCAAUUAGAACAAAUCGACAGCAGGAUCGACGCUGUCAAAAAUGUAGCCGUCUUUCAGGCCAACAGUCCUGAAGCGAAUGUCAUUUCACUGGACGAUGUUCAGCAGCAACUUGUCUACAGAAUUGGAGCUCGUCGAGCAGGUGACCGACUGGUGGCAACAGGUGCUCAAAACAUGACCUGGCCAACGCUGCGCGAUGUCACACUAACCCUGGACUAUCCGAAAACCGGAGUCGGAGCGUACGUCACCUAUGUGCAAGUUAACGUUGUUCAAUCAUCGAGCCUUGGAAAAGCUUACCUCGUACGCGGAGGUAUCGGCCAGCGCUUCGUGUCUCUGCUAGUGCAAGCCUUCAGUACCACCUUCUUUAAUUACACUGCCGUAAUUUAUGGCAUUUAAAUGAGACUUAUAUUUGAGUAGAUAGAUUAGUGGAGUAAUACACGGAAACCUGCAUAAAAGAAACCCAGAACCGGAAUUUAUUUAAGUCUGUGUCUUGAAGAAAUUAGUGAUAGC